GUUUUCUUCCGGAGCGUUUUAAACGAGGCAGCGACGCCGGCACAUUCAACCAAGCGGAGUGAAUCUGUUUACAAUGUCUGUCACUUUGCACACAGACCUCGGGGACAUAAAGAUCGAGCUGUUCUGUGAGAGGACUCCCAAAAGCUCAGAGAAUUUCCUAGCCUUGUGUGCCAGUGGUUUCUACAAUGGCUGCAUAUUUCAUCGAAACAUUAAAGGGUUUAUGGUCCAGACAGGAGACCCCACAGGUACAGGAAAAGGAGGAACAAGUAUUUGGGGAAGAAAAUUUGAAGAUGAAUAUAGCGAACACUUAAAACACAAUGUCAGGGGAGUAGUGGCGAUGGCAAAUAACGGACCUAAUACCAAUGGAUCGCAAUUUUAUUUCACCUACGCCAAACAGCCUCACCUGGACAUGAAAUACACCGUAUUUGGAAAAAUAAUAGAUGGUUUAGAAGCUCUGGAUGAGUUGGAGAAACUCCCCGUUCAUGAGAAGACGUUCCGGCCUUUGACUGAGGUUCACAUUAAGGAUGUGACUAUUCACGCAAAUCCAUUCGCUGGUUAACACUCUGUGGGUUGUCAUGAUUCAUAACGGCAGCGCUUUAAUACUGAUGUGAUUUAAUGUUUGUACAGAACAUUUGGGGACAUUUUUAAAGCUUUGUGCUUUAUUAUGUAUGUUUAUCUGUUUGUUAUUCGCAAACAGGGAUUG
Molecule: messenger RNA, 703 nt
Organism: Clarias gariepinus (North African catfish)
Lineage: Eukaryota; Metazoa; Chordata; Actinopteri; Siluriformes; Clariidae
Gene: ppil3
Product: peptidylprolyl isomerase (cyclophilin)-like 3
Exons: 6
Coding region: 74-559 (161 amino acids)
Biological process (GO): protein peptidyl-prolyl isomerization; protein folding
Cellular component (GO): catalytic step 2 spliceosome
Molecular function (GO): peptidyl-prolyl cis-trans isomerase activity
Source: RefSeq, a predicted model, not a curated record